Amphimedon queenslandica is the source of this 596-nucleotide messenger RNA. RefSeq lists its product as uncharacterized. Lineage: Eukaryota; Metazoa; Porifera; Demospongiae; Haplosclerida; Niphatidae. The record is from RefSeq and is a predicted model, not a curated record. Bases 24 to 596 code for a protein of 190 amino acids. The transcript has 5 exons.
AGCUCUCACACAACAGCUCAUCAAUGGAUGAAGUUGCAAGCAAUGUUUCUGAUAGGAAGAGACCAAAAGCUCCGUGGCCUUGGGGGCUUGUUGCUGGAAUCUUGCUGGCAGUUUUCAUUCUGACAAGCAUUGCUGGUUUAUUAGUGGCCAUUUUUGGAAAGAAAAUCAUCCAUCCAACCAUAUCCUUUUAUUUUCAAGUAGUUGCAGGUUUUUUUGCUUUCUUUCUUUCCAUAUCUGAGACUGGACUGCUCGUAUCUACUGUAAAAUGGGUAGAGUCUGUAAAGCAAGAGCAGGUAAAAUUAUUGAGAUCUUCUGUACUAAGUGCUUCAGGACGACUUCGCUCAAUACCUAAUACAAUACCAGAGCAACCUGUAAGAGAUUUCAAUGCAGCAAGAAUACUUCUAGUGUACAUUAGCAUAACUGGCCUUAACUUGGGAUUGCUUCUUGGUUUGCUCUCAUUGAACCUGAUGUUUGUUUAUGAGAGUCACACUUCACUCCGAGGAGAGCUGUGGCCAUUCUUUACUGUUGAUGUGACGCUUGGUCUUAUUGUCCCUUUGAUUAUUGGGGUCUCACUAAUACCAUUAGGUGUAAAAUAA